GGGGACGACCUUGGGGUGGCCCUGCCCAGGGUGACCCCCACCUCUGCUGCAGACGGGUGCUGCUGGUGCCGGGGGUCACCAGCCUGGGGAAGGGGGUGGGCGCCGGGUCCCCCUGCAGGGAUGCUCAGAGACUCUGCAAAACCCAGUCCCCCCCCCCGCCUCCCCGAGGUGACAGUUUGAUGUGUCCCCCUGCAGGGGUGGCCAGUCACUGCUGGGGGAUGCUCUGCUUUAAGGCGCUUUUAGGAGCGAGAUGCUUUUGAUGCUUUUGGUUGCUGCUUUUUUUUUUUUUUUUUUUUUUUUUUUGUUUCCCAGGUAUUUGAAAGAAAAAGGCCACAUUGGAGGAAAUGUUUUGGCGAAACCAUUUCAGAAAGCCCAUCGCUGGAGCUGUGGGGGGGGAUGAGAGCGGGGGUCCCCACGGGGCAUGGCCACGGCGGCGCCCCCGGGGCGACUGCAGCGCCGCGGCUCCUGCGCACGCAUGGACCCAGCUUCAUGCCACAGGCCUGGUGUGCAAACCCCGGCUCACCGCGACGGUGCCACCACACUGACCCCAGGCUGUGCUUGAAGAAGGGAAUCCAUCGCGCUGAGAGGUCCCGGCCCCAUCCGAGACCCUGCCAGCGUGGGCACAACUCCUCGGAAGCGGCCAGCCCCCAGCAGAAAGCAGCCAAGAUGGCAAAGAAAACAGCGUGGAGGCAGCACAGCAGCGCCGGGAGGGGGGGUCACGCUGCAGCCACCAUCCAUGGCCAGCACACAGCCUGCGCGGGGCACGUCUCUCACCAGCAGAGUUUGCGGAAGACAAGAGGAUCAAAGCGUUCCUCAGAUCUCUCCUCCUCAAAUGAACCUGUUCUAACCUCGGCCCUGAGCCUUUCAGGGCAGCGCUGGGGGGAACAGCUGGGACAAGAGGGGGCAACACUUUGUCAAGGCCAAGCACACAGGACCAGGGUGACCAGCCCGCGGGACUCAGGGCAGCACCAGCAGUGUUUCAGUCCACAGACAUCUAGAUCUUCAACCAACCUUUCCCCUAAAAUCCCAAACCACCAUUACCAACACGGGGCCUGUGUGCCCGGCGGGGCACAGCCAAUCUUUGAGGGGUCUCCAAGGGGAAGCCUGUUCCUCCAUGCCAUGCAGCAGCUCCGGGCGAAUCUCCACCUCUCCGAUCCACUCCGGUUACUCAGGCUGCAGGGAAAACCCUCCCCUGCUGCCCAAAACCCUCCUUCGACGUCAGCAUCAUGGUAUGGGGCUGCCCAGAGCCCAGGAGAGAAGAAAGAAGAAACUUCUCUGCCGCUUGAGAAACAAGACUGGGACCAGAAGCUGUGCCCGGGAUCGUAG
Messenger RNA from Chroicocephalus ridibundus (black-headed gull), 1326 nucleotides. RefSeq lists its product as uncharacterized. Lineage: Eukaryota; Metazoa; Chordata; Aves; Charadriiformes; Laridae. The transcript is spliced from 3 exons. The record is from RefSeq and is a predicted model, not a curated record. The coding region runs from base 397 to 1326 and encodes 309 amino acids.